Molecule: messenger RNA, 452 nt
Organism: Entrophospora candida
Lineage: Eukaryota; Fungi; Glomeromycota; Glomeromycetes; Entrophosporales; Entrophosporaceae
Source: the annotation of a GenBank genome assembly
AUGUAAGGUCAUACAACAAGGAUUCAAUAGAAAAAAUUUAUACUAUGAAGUACAUGAGAAAGACAGUAGUGGUGAUAAGGCAUUGGAAUAUCUUGUUAAACUUGUUGAGAGUUAUAAGGGUAAAUCAGGUAUUAUUUAUUGCAUUACCAAAAAAGAUUGUGAGAAAGUUGUACAAUAUCUCCAAAAAUCAGAAAUUUCUGCAAAAUAUUAUCAUUCAGGCGUAGAAAAAGCAGAAAAAAUCAUUAUUCAAAAUGAAUGGCAAUUUGGAAGGCUGCAAAUUAUUGCUGGGACUACUGCCUUUGGAAUGGAGGAAUAUUAUCAGGAGACGGGAAGAGCUGGUAGGGAUGGAGACCAUGCUGUAUGUGUUCUUUUAUAUGCAGUUAAUGACUACAAGUUAGUAAAAGCAAUGAUAGAAGCAGAAGAUGGUAUUCAAAAAGAACAAAAAAGAACAG